Colletotrichum spaethianum is the source of this 1482-nucleotide messenger RNA. Its product is annotated as mRNA cap guanine-N7 methyltransferase. The record is from RefSeq and is a predicted model, not a curated record. Bases 1 to 1482 code for a protein of 493 amino acids. Gene Ontology annotation, biological process: 7-methylguanosine mRNA capping. Gene Ontology annotation, cellular component: nucleus. Gene Ontology annotation, molecular function: mRNA 5'-cap (guanine-N7-)-methyltransferase activity. Lineage: Eukaryota; Fungi; Ascomycota; Sordariomycetes; Glomerellales; Glomerellaceae. The transcript has a single exon.
AUGGCGGGCUACAAUGACGACGACGACGACUCUUACGAGCGACAAUCUCAAUCCUACGACGCGAAGAAGCGCAAGAGAUCGCAAUCACCAUCCAGGAAUGGCAACUCCUCCUCACGCCGAGGUGAAAAGCGCGAAGACGGCGGUACCGACGAGUUGCCGCAGCCCUACAAUGCAAAGGAACUCCAGCCCGCGAAGCGACGAGCCGUCUCUCCCUCUGAGCAACCUCGCAAGCUGAAGAGGCCCGGUGCCCGAGCUCGCAUCUCCGAAGCCGAACGAGAGGCAAUCCGUCAACGAGCACUGGAGCGAGAGAGGGAACUGGAAGCUGCAGCUCAGGCUGCUGCGGAGCGCCAACGUAGCACCGCCAAUAACGACGUCGUCACGCAACAUUACAACAGUGUACCAGAACGAGGCAGAGACUGGAGACGAACCGACAGCAAGAUCAAGGGACUUCGCGCCUUCAACAACUGGGUUAAGAGUUGCAUCAUCCAGAAGUUCUCGCCAGAUGAGGACCAUACCCCCGGCUCUCGAGAGCAAGGACUUUCGACUGGGAAGGAGCUACUCGUACUCGACAUCGGCUGUGGAAAAGGAGGUGAUCUGGGCAAGUGGCAGCAAGCGCCGCAACCAGUAGAGCUUUACGUCGGUCUGGAUCCCGCUGAUAUCAGUAUUGAUCAGGCUCGGGAACGCUAUCGCCAGAUGGGCAGUCGCGGAGGGGGUGGCAGGGGCGGCAGAGGUGGAUACAGACGCCCACCUCCACGCCUUUUUGAGGCACGGUUCCAUGUCAAGGACUGCUAUGGCGAAAACAUUGAGGACAUUGAAAUUAUCAGACAAGUCGGAUUUGACACCAGCCCCCUUAGCCGACGAGGAUUUGACGUCGUGAGCAUGAUGUUCUGCAUGCAUUACGCGUUCGAGACAGAACAGAAGGCCCGCACUAUGCUGCGCAACGUCGCCGGUUCGUUGAAGAAGGGAGGUCGCCUGAUUGGAUGCAUCCCCAACUCCGACGUUCUCGGCGAGCACGUCCGAAAGUUUAACGAGCAACAGGAAGAGAGAAAAAAGAAGGCCGCCGAGGAGCCGCCUCAGGAGGCAGAAGAGGGAGAAUUGGAGGAUGGCGAAGCAGAGCAGUCGGCGGAGUGGGGCAACUCUAUCUACCGAGUCCGAUUCCCGGGCAAGACCCCAGCUGAUGGCGUCUUCAGGCCCGCGUUCGGCUGGAAGUACAACUUUUUCCUUGAUGAAGCCGUGGAGGAGGUACCCGAGUACGUUGUGCCAUGGGAAGUCCUCAGAGCCCUGGCUGAAGAUUACAACCUCGAGCUUCAAUACCACAAGACAUUCAUGGAGAUUUGGGAGUCGGAGAAGGACGAUGAGACGCUGGGUCCUCUGAGUGAGAGGAUGGGUGUCCGGGAGCGCGGUGGUGGACGUCUUCUGGUCUCGCCAGAGGAGUUGGAGGCGGCAAGCUUUUACACUGCUUUCUGCUUCUACAAGGUUUAA